GACGACAAAAGCGGCAUUCUCUAAAUUAACAUUUUCCCUUAAAAAUCAUUAAAAAUAGCCAAAAAUGUCGAACGCAACCUUAAAAGCUGACAUCGAACUGAAACUAGAUGAGUGCAUAACUGCUGCUUUGGACUCUUUACUCAAAAAUUACCCUCCCACAGAUGAAUUUAAGGCAAUUUUUCAGGAAAAAAUGUUUGUAAAAUCCAACACAAAGGCCUUCAUUCACGUUUCUCACUAUUUAUUUACCGUACUUGAUGAAAAAGAGUUCAAAAAAAGGUUUUAUUGGCCCAUUAAAUGCAAAGCCGAUGAAAAUCACUUUCGGUCAGCUACCGUUGAAUAUAUCAACCACCUCAUCACAAUCGGAAAACUAAAGAUGGAUAAGAUAAAAGCGAUGCACGUCGUCAUCCCAGGCGGUAUUAAAUUCAUGAAAUUCCUGUUAAAAGUGAUUGUUUUGGUCGUAAACGAAGUAAUUGCCCGCAAAAAACCGAUGGCUGAGCCAAAAAAGUCCGUUGGCGAGUACAUGUGCAAGGAACUUUUGGAGAAAAAUGAUUUUGUGACGUCACUCGGCGUGGAAUUGAAGAAAAUUGUGGCAGAAGACAUCAGUGCCAUACAAAAAAAGACGGAAAUGAUCGACAUGGCUAUCGGAAAAGUGUUUGCCAAUGUCCCGAACAUCAAUUCAAGUGAUGAGAGAAUGGAAUUUUUCGAAAAUUGGGCUUUAAUGAACUCACAAGACUUCAAAAAAAUCCAACAGGAGCAAGGAGACAUGCGAAAAACGAUCGCCACGUUCGCUAAAAUCUGUAAAUAUGGCAAAAGUCUCUUGCAACCACAAGAAUUCGGUCAAUCCAGGUAUAAUUCGGAAAAUGUUAAAGAAGCAAUCAAAAUUGUCAAAGACAAAAUCGGUUAUGUUGAUGCGGAAGAGGAUGAAAUCAAUACUUUUGGUUAUACAAACAUGCCAGAAGUGAUAAAAUUGAUAAAAAAUUCGAUCGAGCAUGUCAUUACGAUGAUGGUUCAGUAUCCUUUGAGAGAUUUUAGCGACAUGAAGUCAGAUGCGCUCGUCAUUAACGAACUUUUUGGCAAAACCAUGAGUGUUUCCAGCGAAUUGAAGGCUUUUUUGAAGAAAUUAUCCGACGAUGAGGCCCAAUUUUUGCAAAAAACCGAAAUUUCGAUGCAACAAACGAUCCGCGACCCGCAAUUAGCUCACGGAUUCUUCGGAACUCCCCCGAUCGCCAUCAACACGAAAGAAUCCGAGGACCUCAGUAUGCUCCAUAUGCCUUUCGGGCGUCUCGGAAUAGGUCGUGACGUCACUCGCAUGAAUAUCUCGCAACAACGAACCACUCUUCAAAUGUCCCAACGAGAACUUUUCUUCUCGCCAAAGCUGGAAAGGUCAAUUUUGGCACCUCCGCCUGCUGCUAUGAUGAAACAACCAACCGGCAGACCCAAAAAACGUCAAUUCCAGAUAAACUCGGCGUCGUUAUUUGCCUCGAAACCGCCAUCGCAUAACAUUUCCCGCUUGGAAUCUUACUCGAUGGUGAUGCCAGCGUCAGCAAAUGUCCUGUCAUCGACCGUUUUGGAUCAAACGAUGAAAAAUCCGACACCUCCGAGUGCGGGCACAAAGUCAAACAGUCGUCGGAGCGUCACUGCAAGACGAUCAAUUGUGGCAGAAACGCCUCUUUCGCCUUUGCAUGAGACACAAAUCCCGAAAAAUACUGCAACGGUGAAUAAUUCGACGAAUUUACUCACGCCACAACCGAAAAGAAUGUCAAUUAAUACGUUGCUGAGUCCAAAAAUCCAAUUAAAUGAUCAAACGUUGGGCUCUCCAACCGUGCGAAAGUCGAUAAAUUUACAAAUUUCGAAAUCCGCAUCGCCAUCCAGCAGAAUAAAUCCGACAGCGGGACGUCCGAUGCUCAGUUCGAACUCGAGUUUGCUGGAAAUUACGAAAAGAUCCUUGAUAACGGACGAUGAUCCGACCGAAGACUCGCCAACGACCGCUGAAGCCCUCAGCAAAUUCAAUAAAAUGAAUUUAAUGGAAGAGAAGGAGAAUUUGUUUGAUACGAGUGAUGCGAUGCUCGUUGAUGAUUCUUUCUAAAAAGAUACAAGAAAAAAUUAUUUAAUCAUUUUUUGUAUUAAUUUCGUUAAAUUAUCCCCAAAAACAAAAAAAAAAUAAUAAUUGUGAUUUACUAACCAACCUUACUGCCUAAUCCUUGUUUUUUUUUAAUUAAUUUUGUAGAAUAAA
This is a messenger RNA of Culicoides brevitarsis, 2233 nucleotides long. It is a transcript of the gene dgt6, whose product is annotated as augmin complex subunit dgt6. NCBI's taxonomy places the organism in Eukaryota, Metazoa, Arthropoda, Insecta, Diptera, Ceratopogonidae. The record is from RefSeq and is a predicted model, not a curated record. Gene Ontology annotation, molecular function: microtubule binding. Gene Ontology annotation, cellular component: mitotic spindle microtubule; HAUS complex. Gene Ontology annotation, biological process: spindle assembly. Bases 65 to 2086 code for a protein of 673 amino acids. The transcript is spliced from 3 exons.